UAUUCGUUCGUAAUUUUUACAUAAGUAUACAACAAUCUGAAUGAAUUGAGUGAAUUUAUUAUUAAUAUCUGUCUCAGUUUUUUUUUUUUWAAUUCUACUAUUCUACUAUUAACCAGYCAAACAAAAUAUAUUUUAUAUAUUAUACAAUAUAGUGUACGUAUCAUGGCUAAUGUUGAGAAGAUUAUACGCAAAGGUUUAAGUAAUAAGAAAGAUUAUUUGUUGCAUAAAUUAAAAAAUGGUAUGAAAUGCAUGUUAAUCAGUCAGCCAGAUAAUGGAUGUAAAACUACUAAGCCUGAGCUCAAUAGAAUGUCAGUUACUACUACAGAUGAAAAUGAUGAUUCAUUGACCGAUGAGUCUUAUUCGAGUGAUGAAGAAGAAACACAAAAAGAAAUUAGUGAUUCAUUUGCAAUGUCUUUAUGUGUUCAUAAUGGUAGUUUUAGCGAUCCUGUUGARGCACAAGGACUAGCACAUUUAUUGGAACAUAUGGUAUCAAUGGGAAGUAAACGUUAUCCAGCAGAUAAUCAUUUCGAUCGGUUUUUAUAUCGAAAAGCUGGCUAUUCAAAUGCUGAAACUGGAUGCGAAUACACAAAUUACCAUUUUGAAGUACCCAUGGAAUAUUCUCAAGAAGCGUCAGAUAUAUUUGCUAGUAUGUUUCAGGCACCUAAAUUAGCAAAGGAAUCAAUCGAUAAAGAAAAGCAAGUUGUAGAUUCAGAAUUUCAAAUGGCUAUUUCAGAUGAUGAUAGUCGUAUACAAAGAUUGAUAUCAAUGUGUGCUGAUAAAGAUAAUCCUGCUGGACAAUUUUUUUGGGGAAAUUUGGAUAGUCUAAAUCACAAAAAUUUGAGUGAAAUGGUCGUAGAUUUUUGGAAAACUCAUUAUUCAGCCAGUCGUAUGACUCUUGCAGUUCAAAGUAAACAAUCAACACAUGAGAUGGUUGAGUGGAUUGAUAAUUUAUUUAGUGAAGUACCAACAGAUAACCUACCACCACCAGUAUUUAAAAUUAGUCAAGAUCCGUUCUAUCCAAACCUUUUUCACAAAAUAUUCAAAAUCGUAUCAGUAAGUUCUACUAAAAAUAUAAUAUUUACUUGGUAUUUACCUCCAAUUAUUGAGCUUUAUAAAAUUAAGCCAUUAGAAUACAUUGCAUGGGUUGUAGGUCACGAAGGUAAAGGAACACUGAUUAAUUAUUUGAGAAAAUUGAACUAUGCGAUGGAACUAGAAGCUGGAGUUGAAGAUGACUUUUAUAGUAAUAGUAUUUAUAGUUUAUUUUCCAUAACAAUCGAACUGACUGAUUUAGGCAUACAAAAUGUUAAUGAAAUAAUUGAGCUUAYUUUUAGUUAUUUGAAAUUAAUCAAAGAAAACGGUAUAUCUGAAGAUAUUUUUAAUCAAAUUCAAAUUUUGGCAGAAAAUGACUUUAAUUUUGCUGAAAAUAAAACAGCCAUAAAUCACGUAAAAGAAAUUUCUCAAAACAUGUUGUAUUAUGAUGAAGAAGAUUAUAUAUGCGGUCCAGCUUUACUUUAUGAAUAUUCGCCAGAAACAAUUGCAAAGUUUUUAAACUUAUUAACAGUAGACCGUGUAGCCAUUUUUAUAUUGGCUAAGGAAUUUGAUAACUCUGAUGUGUUUAUAAAAGAUCCAAUCUUUGGAACAAAAUAUUUAGCUGAAAGUUUAACAGAAGAAUUAGAAAGUAAGCUGUCAUCUAUUACACCACAUCCGUGUUUUAAAAUUCACAGUGAUAAUCAAUAUUUAACUAAAAACUUUACAAUUUUAUCCCUUAGCACAGAUAUGAAGUAUCCAGAAAAAAUAUUUGAAAAUGAUCAUAUUGAAUUGUGGUAUAAACAAGAUAACCAUUUUAAGCUACCUAAAAGCUAUAUCAUGUUUUAUUUUAUUACUCAGCUACCUUCAAAAUCAUUGGAAAACUAUAUGUGUAUGGAUUUGUUUUUUGAUUCUAUUGUGUUUUUGUUAAAUGAAGAAACAUAUCCAGCAGUAAUGGCUCAACUCAAUUACAGCAUUAGAGUAUUUAUAACUGGGUUUGAAUUGGCAUUUAAUGGUUUUAAUGAGAAACUUCCCUUACUCAUAGACAUAGUAAUAAAAUGUUUAAAUAACUAUACAAGCUUGAUGACUGAGGAAAUAUUUACCAUGAUAAAGUCAAAAGCUAUCAAUAGACUUAAAAAUAAUCAAUAUGAUUUAGAUUAUGUUCCSUCUGAUUUAAAAAAUAGUGUGAUUCAAGAUCCUGAUUGGUAUAUAGACAAAAGAUUAAAAUAUUUAGAAACUUUAGAAUACAAACAAAUUCUUACAUUUUAUGAACAACUUAAUCAUUUAUAUUGUAGAUCGUUAAUACAAGGAAAUAUUAGUCAGGCCCAAGCUAUUGAUCUUUCAAAAAAAGUUGUAAGUAUGUUAAAUUACCAGCCUUUAGCCAAAAAAUGUUUUCCAAAUGUGUUGAUAAAACGACUAAAUCAAGGCGAUUUCAGAGUAAAAAUGGCAAACUAUAAUCCAAAAGAUAACAACUCAAUGGCUUAUAAAUAUUAUCAGUUUGAUAAAAAUGAAAUCAAAGAUUCUGUAAAGUACCAUGUAUUACAGUCAAUGAUAGAAGAAUCAGCAUUUGAUGAAUUACGAACAAAACAAUGUCUGGGCUAUGAUGUACAAUUAAAUGUAACUGAUACUUACCAUCAUUAUGGAUUUUAUUUCAAGGUGGCACAUCAAAAAAAUAAAUUUGAAACACAAUAUGUGUUUAAUAGAAUGGAUGAAUUUUUGAAACAUUUUUGGGAUAACUUUAAUGAUCCAGAUGAAGUCGAUAAAGUUAAAGAUGCAUUAAUUGCAUUAAAAGAAUCUCCUGAUGAUUGUUUAGGACAAGAAUUUAGUAGGAAUAUAAAUGAAAUUCUGGAAGGACGUUUCAAAUUUAAUAGAUUAGAAUUAGAAAUAGAAGCAUUGAAGAAUAUGAAAUAUGAUGAUGUUAAAAAUCUAAAACAAGGGUUUUUAAAUGGACGGACAUUUAGUGUUGAAAUCAUUGGUCAUUGUAACACAAAAAGUUUGAACAAUGAAAGUCCACCCAUUAAAAAAAUGUGCCUCGAAGAAAAUGAAAAUUUUAUGUAUAUUGAUAAUGUUGAAGAAUUUAAAAGYAAUUUAAAACCCUUUUGAUAAAAUUAUUAUUAUAAAUACAUGUUGCUUAUGUUUCUGUGAAAUAUUACUAAUAAAAUAUUAUUAGCUACUUUAUUUCAAUGCUUCACCUAUAUUAGUACUUUUUUUACUUCUUUUCUAACAAACRCAUCAUUGGAAACCAUGUCAGUUUAUAUAGUUAUAAAUAACUUAGAUUWCCUCACUUUAAAACUCUAUAACUUAAAAUACUUGUUUUUAUAUAAAUAAUUAAUUACUAUGGACAGAUUAAUUGCUAACACGAAAUAGUGUAAGUACUGUAUUUAACUGUUAAAAAUGGUGUAUAGAAUCAGUUCUAAUUCUAAAAAAUGCAUCAGGUACUGGCUUAAGUUCUACUAUAAUAUUAUCCUCAAAUAAAUACUGGAAUAUAUUUUGUGUUAAAUAAAUUUUAGUUAUUGAAAUAUAAAUAUGAAUAUGAUCUUUAGAGUAUUAACAUAAACAAUGUUCAUGGUUGACAACAUGUUGACCAGAAUCAUAUCUUGCUUGUUGUAUUGUUUUAAUAUUUGUAUGAACA
This is a messenger RNA of Diuraphis noxia (Russian wheat aphid), 3658 nucleotides long. Its product is annotated as nardilysin-like. NCBI's taxonomy places the organism in Eukaryota, Metazoa, Arthropoda, Insecta, Hemiptera, Aphididae. The record is from RefSeq and is a predicted model, not a curated record. Gene Ontology annotation, biological process: proteolysis. Gene Ontology annotation, molecular function: metalloendopeptidase activity; metal ion binding.